Dermatophagoides pteronyssinus (European house dust mite) is the source of this 780-nucleotide messenger RNA. RefSeq names its product regulator of nonsense transcripts 1 homolog. The record is from RefSeq and is a predicted model, not a curated record. NCBI's taxonomy places the organism in Eukaryota, Metazoa, Arthropoda, Arachnida, Sarcoptiformes, Pyroglyphidae.
AUGAAUCCUUCGAUUAACCAGAUUAAUGAUCCAAUCCAACCAAAACCGGUUUGGACUGCUUCGGCGAAAAAGAUUCUCGAAAAACUUAACAAAGAUCAAAAACUGGCCGUAAAUAAUGUGUUAAGUUUAAACAAAUAUGUAUAUCUAAUCCAGGGGCCGCCUGGAACGGGGAAAACAAAACUAAUAGUCUCGCUAAUUUGUAUUCUUAAAGUAAUAUUAGAUUCAAAAGUCAAAAUUUUGGUUACAGCCCCAAGUAAUUCUGCUGUUGACAUCAUUGCUAAACGAGUUAUUGAAUUUUACAAAGCUGUUCCAGAUUUGUUUGAAAGACUGGUAGAAUGUGGUUUAACACCUAAAAAGCCUAUAUUCGUUAUAACGCCGUACAAAGGUCAAUACGCUUUGUUGACUACUUUGCUAAAACCAUUCUCAGAUUUCAUCAAAGUUUCUACAAUCGACGCAGCACAAGGUAGCGAAGCUGAAAUAGUGAUAAUUUCAGCCGUUCGUUCUGAAAAGAUGGAAAUAGACAGCUCUGAGGGUCUAGUCCAUGUUGAUGAUAAUAAAUCCCUAGGUUUUGUUGCAGAUUACAGGAGAUUAAAUGUAGCUUUAACCAGAGCUCGCCAAGGCUUGUUCGUUGUUGGAAACGCCUUAUUAUUGCAAAAUAAUAACAUAUGGAAUAAUUUUAUUAAAAUGUUAAAAGACGACGCGUCGGAAAAUAACGUAAGCUAUGUUUGUUUAAGCGAUUCAAAAAAUGCGUCUGCUAAUAAAUGUAAUAAUUAUAAUUAG